Molecule: messenger RNA, 1685 nt
Organism: Amoebophrya sp. A120
Lineage: Eukaryota; Dinophyceae; Syndiniales; Amoebophryaceae
Source: the annotation of a GenBank genome assembly
GUCUACUUCUUCCACGAGUGCUGGCGUAGGUAUUAAAAAUGCCAGUACUACUUCUAGUUAUGCUGAUCAACAUGAGGUCGACCUGAUUCUGUGCGACGAGGCGACUGCGAACAUCGACUUGGAGACCGACCGGAAGAUUCAUGAUCUUAUGAACUGCGAAAUUAUCGUACUAGUAGUAAUUGCAAUACAAAUUAGCUCAGCAUGACAUAUGGAAUUUGUCAUGCUGUUUUGCCUUGGGAUGGAGAUUUGUAAUGCAUGCUUGCGAUUACUACGAGUACGAUACUUUUGCACAGGAUAGAGUUGAUUUUGAACCAACUGGACGGGAUCCUGGGCAGGAAGACCACCGUGAUUUGGAUCAUGCACCGCUUUACCAAAUGCAAAAAUGUCUGGGUCUGGAAGAUUGCGAGAUUUGUCAUGCGGUUGGCCUGCUGGCUCCAACCUGUUUUUUGCUUUGCACUUCCUUGUUUUUCAGCAGCUUGUCUGCUGGCAGACGGUAAAGAGAUUAUCCUACAGUGGUGAGCAUGCACCCUCGGGCGCUGUAGGUUCGGUCAUCUUUCUCUUUACGCGAGCACCUACCCUGCUUCUGUACUUUUUGUGGUAUGUUGGCCCAUACCGGUACAGUUUUCGGUCGGGUAGGACCCCGGGUGGCGGUAGUCUGCUUCUUGUCUUCAUUUUUUGCUGCUGCUGGGCUGCCCUGCACGCGCGCUUUUCCCUUCUUCGAUGCUGCUCUCGUUUUCCUUGUACUUGACCAGCUGAUAGAAGUGUAACAUAUCGUCGUUCUACCCACCAAUGCCCAAUCGUGACCAUGCCCGUAAGUGUAGCUUUAGUUCUGCCUCUACGACUUUCGUCUUCUCUGCAUUACUUAUUUUUCCCUUAUAACCUUCACUUGUAUAUCUACCUACACUUGUUUUUUAUUUUUUGUUUUUCUCUGUACUUAUGGCCAAAGCGCCGCCGGGACAGCCUGCCCGUAGAUCACCGAUGUCAUGCUUGUCUGGCAUGAUAAGAAAAUUUGUGAUGCGUGUCCAAGAAGAGACCCUGUUGCCUGUCAUGCAAAAACGCAGUUUCUCAUGCGAAAAACGCAACACAAAUAAGCGCAGAUAUUUCUCAUGCUUGGCUGUGCAUUACAGAGCAUUCACUAUUCCCAACACAGCAUUACAAGUUUCCAGAUCCAGACAUUUUUGCAUUUUAUACGCUUGGAGUUUGUUUCGCAGUUUGACCAGGUUCUUAUCAUGGACAAGGGGAGGAUCGUUCACGACAUCAAGCAAGAUGUCAAGAACCGAAGGAAGAAACACCUGGCCACGAACAAGAACAGAAGCGGCGACGAGGACCACGGGGACGUCGUUCUUGCAUCAGCAGCUGAGCCGGGAGGUAGUACGACAAGCAGGAGUUUGGAAUCGAAAGAGGAGGUUGAACAACAGCAACAGUCGCUGCGGGAGAUUCUCUCCAAGGUGUAUGGUGACCAGAGCGCUUCGGUCGCAGGCGCAACUGUAUCCGCAGCGUAGGAGCUGUUCUUGGCGGUUUAACAACCUUGCGGUAGGGUAAGAACCAUCGACAGCUUAUUUGUUGGCACCACGUUACUGGUUUACUAUAGAAACGAAUAAAACAAGUAAGUAUCUAUUUUGCGACGAGGAUUUUGAUACUGCCCUGUUUCAACUCCAUCUCCCUGAUUGAUGUCAUCAUUUUCC